Molecule: messenger RNA, 324 nt
Organism: Blepharisma stoltei
Lineage: Eukaryota; Ciliophora; Heterotrichea; Heterotrichida; Blepharismidae
Source: the annotation of a GenBank genome assembly
AUGAGCUCCAAUUUAUCAUGGAAGCCCACAAUGGAAUGUCAGCAGUUAUUGUUGAAGAAGCUGGCUUCAAAGGAAUCUGGGGUAGUGGCCUUUCAAUUUCUGCUCAAUUGGGUGUUCGUGACUGUAAUGAAGCUUCCUGGACUCAAGUCCUUGAUGUCCUCGAAUUCAUGUCAGACAGAACUUCAAUCCCAAUUUUGCUUGACGGAGAUACUGGAUAUGGCAACUUCAACAACGCCAGAAGACUCGUCAAAAAGCUCGAGCAGCGUGGAAUUGCAGGCGUCUGCCUUGAAGAUAAGCUCUUCCCUAAGACAAAUUCAUUAUUAG